UUCAUAUUUUCAGACUGAAAUUACGAAAAGGCUGAACAUCAUCAUGGCCCAAAUACUCCCGUUUUUGUCCCAAGAGCAUCAGCAACAAGUAGCUGUUGCAGUGGAGCGGGCCAAACAAGUCACCAUGACGGAACUGAAUGCAAUAAUUGGGCAACAACACUCGGGUCUCGCACAACUAAUGCAACAGAUGCACGCUCAGCAGCUGCCACCUCACACCCAUGUCCCCCCUGUUCCCAUGAUGUCUCAUGCAGCGUUAGCAGGUUUACAGCCACCGAUAAUGCCACCAAGCAGCACCACAGGGUUAUUGGCGCUAUCAGGGUCCUUGACAGGUGGUGCACCCACUUCUCAACUGUCGAAUAACAUUUUGAGCUCUUCAUCCACUCUCAAGGAUCAUCGAGAUAACAAACGAACCAACUGUAUGUGUUGAAAGUUUGUAUUUUUGUUUACAAGAGAAUAAAAUAUAACUUAUGAUUUGAGAUUCAAAACUAUUGUUAAACUCUCUGACCUAAUAUGUCGAAGUAAACACAUUUUUUUAUAUAUUUUUUUUUUGCUAUAUAUUUAAGUAUGGACUGAAGAAAGAAUAAUGAAAUAAAUAGGCUGUAAUUGUUCAGUUUAUUGAUAUUUGUGGAAUAUGAUAAACCUCUGUUUACAAGCCGAAUGAUAAAAUUUACAAAUUUCUCUUGUUAAAUAUUACAUAAAUGUCAGUUUUUUAAUAUUAUUUGUAUCAUUUUCUUAUAGUUGAACUAUGGUUAUUUAAAAACAUAACCUAAACAACCAAAGCAGCAGGGGGAAUUUAGUUAGUAUUUAAUUAUUAUAGUUUUGCUGACCUAGUAUGGUAGUGAAGUAUUGUAAUAUGCAUAUAUAUAUAUUUUACACUUAACUGUCUUAUCUUCUUGAGUGUUAUGGACUGUUCUCUUGUAACUAUAAUAGCCAAGAAGUACUGAAUGCGAUAAAGCAUGUAAUUAGUAGUCCUAACGUAACUACACGUUUCAAGUAAAGUUGUAUUGACCUUAAAAUGUAAACAAGGCUUAGGUGGAUAAAGAAGGUUAGCAACGUAUUGACCUUAACAAGGCUUAGGUGAGUAGGAAGGUUGCCAACCUUUGUAGAUGGGUAAGCCAAAUCUUAUGAGAAAGGACUACUUCCAUCGGAGCUGGUUCCGUCGAAACCUCACUGCGUUUAUCAACAUUUCACCAACAAGGAGAAUUGCCAUUCUAACACAUGA
Messenger RNA from Limulus polyphemus (Atlantic horseshoe crab), 1222 nucleotides. RefSeq names its product transducin-like enhancer protein 1. Lineage: Eukaryota; Metazoa; Arthropoda; Merostomata; Xiphosura; Limulidae. The record is from RefSeq and is a predicted model, not a curated record. Gene Ontology annotation, molecular function: protein binding; transcription corepressor activity. The coding region runs from base 44 to 427 and encodes 127 amino acids. Gene Ontology annotation, cellular component: nucleus; transcription regulator complex. The transcript has 4 exons. Gene Ontology annotation, biological process: regulation of DNA-templated transcription; negative regulation of canonical Wnt signaling pathway.